Molecule: messenger RNA, 4416 nt
Organism: Notothenia coriiceps (black rockcod)
Lineage: Eukaryota; Metazoa; Chordata; Actinopteri; Perciformes; Nototheniidae
Product: ephrin type-A receptor 7-like
Exons: 12
Coding region: 1-2286 (761 amino acids)
Biological process (GO): axon guidance; protein phosphorylation; ephrin receptor signaling pathway
Cellular component (GO): dendrite; plasma membrane
Molecular function (GO): transmembrane-ephrin receptor activity; protein binding; ATP binding
Source: RefSeq, a predicted model, not a curated record
AUGGCCAAGCCCCAGCCCAUUAAUGACCUGAUCCACCCUCAUAGCACAACCCGGGCCCUGAGGUCCUCUGAGCAAGGCCUCCUAAGGGUGCCCCGAACCAUGCUAAAGACUAAGGGUGAUCGUGCCUUUGAGGCGGUGGUCCCAAGGCUAUGGAACAAACUCCCCCAGAAAAUAAAAACCUCUGCCUCAAUAGAGAUUUUUAAGGGGCAGUUAAAGACCCACCUUUUCCGACAGACCUUUGGGUCGUCGUCGGAGUGGGAGGAGAUAAGUGGUGUGGAUGAGAAGUACAAACCCAUCCGGACAUACCAGGUGUGCAACGUGAUGGAGCCCAUGCAGCAGAACAACUGGCUGCAGACCGGCUGGGUGACGCGUCGGGGGGGCCAGCGCAUUUUCGUGGAGCUCCAGUUCACGCUUCGCGACUGCAACAGCAUCCCCGGUGUGGCGGGAACAUGCAAGGAGACGUUCAACCUCCUCUACGUGGAGACGGACAGGGACCUGGGGGGCGUGACCCGGGAAGACCGCUACACCAAGAUCGACACCAUCGCCGCCGACGAGAGCUUCACGCAGGGCGACCUGGGCGAGAGGAAGAUGAAGCUGAACACAGAGGUGCGUGAGAUCGGACACCUCAACAGGAAGGGCUUCCACCUGGCGUUCCAGGACGUGGGUGCCUGCGUGGCCCUGGUGGCCGUGCGGGUGUACUACAAGCGUUGCCUAGCGACCGUGCAGAACCUGGCAGUGUUCCCCGACACGGUGGCCGAGGCGUCCUUCGCAACGCUGGUGGAGGUGCGCGGCAACUGCGUCAACAACUCCGAGGUGGACGCUGACAGCCCUCCCAGGAUGCAUUGCAGCGCCGAGGGGGAAUGGCUGGUGCCCAUUGGGAAGUGCAGCUGCAGCGCCGGCUACGAGGAAGGACACAGCAGCUGUGAAGCGUGUCCCCAUGGAUCCUACAAGAUGUCCUCCAGGCAGCAGGAGUGUUUCCCCUGCCCGGCCAACAGCAAGGCAGAGGAGGAAGGAUCGGUGGAGUGUGUGUGUGAGGAGGACCACUUCCGAACCCCGCUGGACACACCCUCAGCCGCCUGCACAAUUAAGAUCCCAACACGGAGGACCUACAUCGACCCGGAGACCUGCGAGGACCUGCUGCAGGCCGUGCACGCUUUCGCCAAGGAGCUGGACAACUCCAGCAUCAAGAUCGAGAGAAUUGUGCACACAGGUGACUUUGGGGAGGUGUGUCGCGGCUGCCUGAAGCUGCCCAGUAAGAGGGAGCUACCAGUGGCCAUAAAGACGUUAAGGGCGGGCUGCUCUGACAAACAGCGACGCUCCUUUUUAAGCGAGGCCGGCAUCCUGGGGCAGUUUGACCACGCCAACAUCAUCCGGCUGGAGGGCGUCAUCACCACGGGUAACACCAUGAUGAUCAUUGUGGAGAGUAUGACCAACGGAUCCUUAGAUUCCUUCCUCAGGAAACAUGAGGGCCAGAUGAGUGUAAUGCAGCUGAUGGAUAUGCUGACCGGCGUGGCAUCGGGGAUGAAGUACCUCACCGAAAUGGGCUUCAUCCACAAACGGCUGGCCGCACACAAGGUGCUGGUUAACUCCAGCCUGGGCUGCAAGGUGUCUGGCUUCAGACCUCUGCAGGACGACAAGAUAGAGGCCAUCUACACCUCACUGCACGGAGGUAAGAGCGUGGUGCUGUGGACCGCUCCGGAGGCCAUCCAGUACCACCGCUUCUCCUCCGCCUCGGACGUGUGGAGCUUCGGCAUCGUCAUGUGGGAGGUCAUGUCCUAUGGAGAGAGACCCUACUGGGAUAUGGGCAACCAGGACGUGAUCAAGGCGAUCGAGGAUGGUUUCAGGCUGCCCGCUCCAGUAAACUGCCCCCCCCACCUCCACCAGCUGAUGCUGGACUGCUGGCAGAAGGAGAGGACGGAGAGGCCCAGCUUCAGCCAGAUCCACUCAGCCCUCAGCAAGAGCAUUCGCUCCCCCGAUGGCAUCGGCUCCUCCACGUUGUCACGCAGGACCCUGAGUUCCUCCAUCACGCUGGCGGAGAGGCCGCUGCACUCCUUCCCAGCAUUCAACUCUGUGGGGGAGUGGCUGGACGCAGUGGACAUGGGCCGAUACAAGGACAACUUCACCGCCGCAGGGUACUGCUACCUGGAGUCUGUGGCCCGGAUGACCGUCCAAGAUGUGCUGAGUCUUGGCAUCACUUCCCUUGAGCACCAGAAGCUGAUACUGGCCGCCAUCCAGACCCUCAGAGCGCAGGUCAUCCAGAUGCAUGGGCGCGGGGUGCAGGUCUAACUAACGGGGGGGCGCCUGCUCUCAACCUGCAGCUGCAGACCCUUGUGUGUGCAGACGGAUGAUGGGGUGGAGAAGAGGAGAGAAAGAGAAAGAGAGAUCGCUCUUCCAGACAGAAGGAAAGAUGAGCAGAUCUUUCAGCUAGCUGCACUCAAUCUACUCCUCCUUCCCACACAUCCUCAUGCCUUCCUUGAUUCCUUUCUUCCUUAUUUAUUUGUAACCUCUCAGAGACGAGUUCCUGUCGCCGUUGGGGGGGAUAGCAGAGGAUUGAUGUCACUGACUUUUUUUUCUGUGACCUCUAUCUGCACUUCAAUAACAAUGUCAGCUCCAUCACACUGGUUCUGGAUCAGUGCGUAAAGGCAGAUGAAAUAUUGUCUGAGCAGGACGCUCUCUGUCUGAAGCUGACCUCCAAGCUGUUGGACUAGUGCUUAAAGGAAAAAUAUAAGGGUAGAAUUUCCCUUUAACACAACAUUGAUUGACUAAAAACAGUAUGUGGCCACACCCAGGGACUAUUUCCUUUGCCUGGGAUCAGUUGCUCUGAUACAGAAUCAUAUCGUUGUACGUCAGAGCGUAUUUCAUCAGAUGUUAGAGGAACAUUUCUGAUGAUCCAACAUGGCUGCAGUAGCUUAAGAAGACUGUGCUGUCCCAUGUCAAGGAUCCAGUGAGAGUGAGGUUGGAUGAGGCCUAAAUGAAAGCCUUGCCUACAGUAAAUUAGUCUUAUAUUCAGUAUAUAAUGUGUGCAGACGGAACGAACACAGGUCCGAGGACAUGCUGUACGUUCAGGAACGUCAACCUGUUUUUUUGUUUCCCUUGGGGCUACUGAUGGUCGAACAAAAGCUGCAGGAUACAAUUGUAAAGGUUGAAAAUGUGUGUUUGAUUGUUCAUUCAUUUGUUGUGCGUCGCUGUCUAUUACGCUGUCAUAGUUUCUUUAUAUUUCUCUUCUUUCCAGUUGUUUACUUUGUGCAUUUAAAACUAAUUCUCCCUUUCCCCUGCUGGAUGUCUACUCCAUGAUCCUCCUCACUACUCUGCAUAGAGCACGGGCUAACUCUGGAAGAUGGCCAGAUUAAGAUAUUUAUCCAUAUUUAUUUGAGUUUACAGACUGUACCACAAACCUCUGUAAAGAAGAGUUUGAGAAGGGUUAUUUAACUUAUAGUAUUUAAAAAAAUAAAGCAGUUGUGUUCUUGUUUUCUUUAUUUUACUGCUGAGUUUAUAACUGAAUAAAUGAGUAGUUUUGUACACUGGAGGAUUUUUACUGUCGGCACACAGUAUCUGUGUAUUCUUGAACACUGGAGCUGGUACGGUUGAAGUUGAGGUCCAUUGUCUUUGGAUUUGCUGUAUACAUGACAGUGUGUGUGUGUGUUGCAGUAUGAAUACAGUAUUAAGGAAUGUCAUAUGGACUUUUUUUCUCUAUGUAAAUGUUGGAUUAUCAUGUUUAAUUUCACAUUGCUUAAUAUCUGGCUCUGCCAUCUAUGUGGUUGCACUUUUUCCCCAGAUAACUCCCAGAAUUCUCCCUGUACAGCGAUCUCACCUUUUUUGUUUCUAUACAGGAGACUUGAGCGAGGACGUUUAUUGGGGCAUUAUCAUAGGUUUUCACAAUAAAAAGGUACAUUCAUUUCUGACUGAAAUAUUGUAACUGGUUUGUAUUUGGAACAAAAUGAGUUUUUCCUCCUUGUACGCUACUUUCUCUGUAUCCGUUUUGUCAAAUGAAAUAAACUCAUGUGUCCUUUAUAGAUGGAAUCGCACACAUAACACCAAUGGUCCCUUUGACUGACACACACACACACACACACACACACACACACACACACACACACACACACACACACACACACACACACACACACACACACACACACACACACACACACACACACACACACACACACACAGUUGCUUUCAAACAAACUGGACCUCUUCAACACAAUGAAUGAAACUUCCCCUCUGUCCCUCUCUCUGUUACUCUGACCAUUAUGAUAUAUGUUUAAUACUGUAAAUAAGUACUUGAAAAUGCUAAAUCUAUUUUUAUAAUUUGUUUGAGAAACAAUGUGUUGAAUAUAAUAUCUGCUCACUGUGUAAGGGUUUUAUUUGUUGAGUCUAGGGCCAUAGCCAAGAAAAGGUGUUUGGAAUAUAAAA